Messenger RNA from Aethina tumida (small hive beetle), 3922 nucleotides. It is a transcript of the gene Vps8, whose product is annotated as vacuolar protein sorting-associated protein 8 homolog. The coding region runs from base 239 to 3745 and encodes 1168 amino acids. The record is from RefSeq and is a predicted model, not a curated record. Gene Ontology annotation, cellular component: HOPS complex; late endosome. The transcript has 8 exons. Gene Ontology annotation, biological process: protein targeting to vacuole; endosomal vesicle fusion. Gene Ontology annotation, molecular function: protein binding. NCBI's taxonomy places the organism in Eukaryota, Metazoa, Arthropoda, Insecta, Coleoptera, Nitidulidae.
ACCAAAACUGUCAUUUAUAGCAAUAAAUAAAUAGUGAAGGGUUAAGGGGAUAAAUUUUAGUAAAAAUAACUUUAAUGUUAUAUAAAACAAAUAGAAUUUGAUAUUGGUUAUCAAAAUGUGCAUUGGUCUUUAUUUAUUUGUGCCUUAAAACAUAAAAUCUGGUUAAUAAACAUUUAACCUCCCAUCAAAUUGCAUUUUUCGAAUGUCUGCCGGGUGGUAAUUAAAAAAAUUCAUAGAAAUGGGUUCGGAAAGCGACGAUAUGAUUAUCGAGGAUGUUGAUGAAUCAUUCCUAAACAUUAAAGAGAUCAAUGAUGUUGAGUUUGAUAUACCUCCAGUGGCUCCUCCCUCAUUGGAAAGUAUUUUGUGGGAUAUGGAAUCAGAGGAGGGCAGUGAUAGUGCCUCCUUGCACUCAUUCCAAAGUAUGACAACCAAAUUCCGGUCCAUGUUAUACCAUUGCAUCUUACAAGGUUUAUCCUCACAAAUUUCAUCAGCUGGAGAAAGGGCCAAUGCAGGACUUCCCACAGUUAUAACAAAUAGUUUAAAAUUUGUGGCUGUUGGUACUUCUCAUGGUUUUAUCUUAGCAUUUGAUUCUGAGCAGAAACUUUGUUGGUGUUCACAUGAUAUUGCUGAUCAAGGAGCAGUUUCAGCACUUGCUUUCAAUCUUGAAUCCACAAGACUUCUUGUGGGUUAUGAAAGGGGCUAUAUUUCGAUGAUAGAUGCGACGAGCGGUGAUGUAAUCCGAAAACUUCCAGAUGCACAUGCCCCUCAAACCGCCGUUCUACACCUUAGAUUCACGUUCGUGAGCAACCUGGCGCUUUGCGGCGACUCCUCGGGUUGCGUAUUCAUACUGUCGUUUAACCGACGUCUAGGCGUGCGUAGUUGGGACUCGAAAUGUUUGUUUUCGGGUGCGCGCGGCGAAGUGUGCGCCUUCGAACCUCUUGUGCAAGGAUAUGAUACAAAUUUUUUGAACAAGAACAUCCUGGUGGCCAUGGCUACAAUGUCUAAGGUGAUUGUAAUUUCGGUACGUCCCAAACUGAAGGUACUAUUCAGUCAGCAAUUGCCCAGGAUAUCUACAUCCCUCCCCUUAAUAUCGUGGCAACUAGUCUCAGUAGGCAAAACGUUUCAACCCGUGCUGGCGUGGGCUAGAGGAAGCGAAUUGCACUACACUAGAGUUCUAACAUACGGUCCCAACAACAACAAAAUAAGACUGCUACCUUUAAGGAGCGUGCAACUCCCGUAUACACUAAAUGCAUUGCACUGGCUCGGUACCAGACACCUCGCACUUCUAGACACAAGCGAGAACCUACGUCUAGUAGAGGUGCGCACUCAGCGUGAACUGGAGAUGCUUGAGGUGGCGAGUGCAGGUUUAGUAUAUAGUUCCGCCCACUUUAAAGCUCUUGCGGUUGGCGGAGGGGUGAGCGAAGCCUUCGCCCUAGCGGGGGAAAGGGCGUGUUAUAACAGUUUAUCUAGUCGAGGCAAUCAGUUGCUUAUCUUAGGAACCAAGGCUGUCCACAUGGUGAAGCUGCGAACGUGGCCGGAGAGGUUGUUUUAUCUUAGCGAACAGGGACGAUGGGCGGAGGCUUUAAACUUGGCUGCCGAGGAGGGGACGAACAAAGAAAAGUUUACGUUGUCGCUCCUUAAUAAUUAUUUGGAAAGUUUGAAUCAGAACACGGUCGAUCUGCACAGUUUGACUGCCGCCAUCAAUUGUUGUGUCAGAUUAGAAAAAAUCGAUAUACUCUGCAAUGAGUUACUGGAUGCAGUUUCAACAGACAAAAACAAUGAAGACUGGUACUACACAUUACUGACUGAUCACAUUUGCAGCAGACUGUUGACCAUAUUAACACCAGCAGUUGCCCAGACCUUAGUUAGCCACUUGGAAAAAAAAGACCCUCAAACAUUAGAAAACAUUCUCCUCAAUUUGGAUAUCAGUUGUCUAGAUCUUCAUCAAGUACUAAAUCUUUGUAAAAAACAUAAACUUUACAAUGCCUGGAUUCAUAUCACCACGAAAACUUUAGGCGACUACACCGGACCACUGACUGAAUUUUUAGGCGAACUGAGCCCGGAUAAUCAUCGACUCGGCAACACCAUUUUAGUCUACGUUUCUUCAUGUUUAGCAGGUUUGGGUUAUCCCAAUGGGAACAUACCGGAAGUUGCUAUACCAAGAGUCAAGCACGACGUUCUGAGAUGUUUGGAGACUGCCCAUUCAUUUAACGCCAAGCCGGACGAACCGACGUAUCCGUAUUUAAGAGCUCUGUUAAAAUAUAAUACCAGAGAGUGUUUGAAUGUUGUUGGUUUAGCAUUUACAGAAGCCGAGUUUUCGGGGGAAAUGGGACAUUUGCAAAGGCAAAGAUUGGUGCAGAUACUUUUGAAAAUUGUCAUACCACCUGAAUUUACUGACGGUCAAGUUAUAAAUUUGGCUUGUUUUAUUACUCGCCUGGUAGUAUCAAAUAAUCUACAAAUUGAUGAUGGAAUGAUGAGCAAUUUGAUGCAUUUGUUAACAGAAACCACAGGUAAUUCUCUAUCGUUACGCGAUCAUUCUGAAAAGGAACAAUCAUGGCUUGAACUACUAAACGGCAAUAAAUUGACCCAUUUGAAUUUAGAACAACUUCUUAAAAUGGCACUAGAGUCAAAAUGUUAUAGAGUGGCGGAAAAUUUGUAUGAACGACUAGGAGAUUAUAGCAAUAUUUUAGACUGUUAUUUAAAAGACGAAGUGCGUAAAUCAGAAAUAUUUAACUACAUCCUAACUCACAUAAAUACAAGUGAACGCUUAAUCCAAGAACAAUUUAUGGUAAACUUCGCCAAAUUAAUCGAUGUUAACUACAAAAAGACCAGCGAAAUAGUGAUAGAAAACUAUUCGGAAUAUUUAGAGCAGUUCAAUGAAAUCUUACAAUCCACUCCCGAUUUACAAUACAAUUUUAUACACGAAAUAGUCUGCAGUGACCUAAAACUACCCUCCCACAUCGCCGAGCAAUACUUGAUCCAACUGUGCGAAAAAGAUGAACCUUCAGUUGUAAAAUACGUACAGAACAGUACAUGCAGGCCGGAACAAGCUCUUCAAAUCACUCGGCAAUACCAAGUCCACGCGGCAACCGCACUACUUUUGGAACAAGCGGGAGAAUGGAUGGAAUCAUUGGAAAUCCUCCUCGAACACGAUCUGACCGACGAUGCAGUCGGCCUUUGCAUUAGAGGAGCGGAACACUUGGACAACCAAGAUUCUCAAAAACUGUGGCUGAAACUGCUGCAGGAAAAGGGCCAAUCCCAGACCACAUCUUUGAGGCAACUACUGCACGCUGCGGCUCCCCAUGUGCCGCCAGCGCAACUUCUCGAACUCGUUUCCAAUGCCAAUUUUGGAGAUGUCAAGGUUUUGCUGAGGGGGAUGCUAAGCGAUUACACCCACGAUGUAAAUAUGUUGUCCACGACCCUGAAAUUGUUGGGGAAGGACUUGCACCAUGGUUUAGCAAAGGCGUUGUCAUUAGGUGGUCGGGGAAUUUCCGUGAUCUCUUUAAUAUGUAAUCUGUGUCAGAAAUCAGUUUCAGUUCAAAAGGAACUGGAGACUGAUAGAAACGUUGUAGUUUGGGGUUGUGGUCAUUGUUUCCAUUCCAGUUGUAUAAAUGCAUCUGAGUCAAAUGGUUUAUGUCCUCAAUGUCGAAUGAAAGGAACAUUGUUGAGAGCAGUGAAAACCAAAGAUAUUACCUUUAGUCAAGUGAAACCACAUACCAGACCUAAUUUAGAAGGUCAUUUUUAAAGUAAUUGUCUUUAUUAGGAAAUACCGUAUUUAUUGUACACUGAAUAAGUCAAUAGGAAGUAGGUUUGUAUAAAUAUUUUAUGUAUAAAUUUGUGAUAUUUACAUAUAUUUUUAUCAUUUGCAUAAGAAUACCUAUACAUAUAUGUACAUUUAGGCAAAUAUAUUUAUUUAUUGUUA